GGCACUAUCUGCUGCUGCUGCUGGAGAGAGGAGGACUGCGCAAAAAACCACGGCCCGGAUUUGUGCCUGCCUUACGUCAUAGGAAGCCUCGGACCUCUCUGACAGGAUCCAACAAUGAGAGGCACCGGGGAUGAUGUGUGACCAUAGACUGUAUAGUGUGUGACCAACAAACAGCGGGCCGGGAGAUGUCGACGAGCAGCACACGGCUGUUUUGAGCCACACACUCGCCCGUAGAGUAAAAACCAGUCACGGAGAAUUAUCGCUUUGAUUGCGGCUCACCAUGAGAGUGCCUCUCCGCUGUUAAAGGGACAACUACGGCUGUUUUCUGCCUCAAAAACGAGCUGGUGACCGGGGAAGGAUAAGCAGCUGGAUAACUAAUCCCCCAGGACGGUCACAUUCACGACGGUGUUUGGACCCGAUAGAAAUGGACAUGCAUGCAGGGUAGCACGGACUGGAUUAAACGAUAGGGAAUAAAAGAGACGCCGCGAACAAAGCGUACCCGAAGAAGUGUUAUGCCAGUUAAUCCGUGUGGUCUUUAUUUGACUGGAAAUGGGAGCUUUAAUAAGCAGACAAAACAUAGGCGUGGAAGAACUGGACAUUCCGUCCAGUUCGGUGUACCGUUAUCCACCGAAAUCUGGAAGUUACUUCGCCAGCCAUUUCAUCAUGGGGGGAGAGAAGUUUGACUCCACCCAUCCGGAGGGUUACCUGUUUGGAGAAAACACUGACCUUAACUUCCUGGGGACGAGACCUGUGGCGUUCCCCUACGCAGCCCCUCCGCCUCAGGAACCAGUUAAGACGUUACGAAGCCUUAUAAACAUCCGUAAGGACACUCUGCGGCUCGUACGGUGCAGCGAGGACCUGAAGCUGCCGGGUGACGAGGCGGAGGGGAAGAACAGGGCCUGCUACAACGUAGAGUUCACCUUCGACGCUGACACACAGGUGGCCAUAACCAUCUACUACCAGGCCAUGGAGGAGUUUCACAAUGGAGUGCCAGUGUACUUGCCUCAGGACAGCUCUCUGCAGUCUGAGACGGUGCAUUUUAAGAGGGGAGUGUGCCAGCAGUUCUGCCUGCCCUCACACACCGUCAACCUCAGCGAGUGGGCCGACGAGGAGCUGCUCUUUGAUGUGGACAAAGAGGUUUUCCCCAUGGUGGUGCAAGCUGUUGUAGACGAGGGGGAUGAACAUCUGGGCCACUCUCACAUACUGCUGGCUACAUUUGAAAAGCACAUGGACGGGAGCUACUGUGUGAAGCCUCUAAAGCAGAAACAAGUGGUGGAUGGAGUGAGUUAUCUACUGCAGGAGAUCUAUGGGAUCGAGAACAAAUACAACAGCCAAGAAUCAAAGGUUGCUGACGAUGAGAUCAGUGACAACAGUGCUGAGUGUGUGGUGUGUUUGUCGGAUGUGCGAGACACACUGAUCCUGCCAUGCAGACACCUGUGUCUCUGCAACGCCUGCGCAGACACUCUGCGUUACCAGGCCAACUGCUGCCCCAUCUGCAGGCUGCCAUUCAGAGCUCUGCUGCAGAUCCGAGCCAUGAGGAAGAAACUGAGUCCUCUGUCACCCUCCAGCUUUAACCCCGUCAUCACUUCACAGACCUCUGACUCUGAGGAACACUCGGCGUCAGAGCACAUCCCUCCAGGCUACGAAGUGGUGUCUCUCCUGGAGGCUUUGAACGGCCCCCUCAGCAGCACCGUGGUGAACCCUCCUCUCAACUCCGGUCCCAGCAAUGUUGCCGGAACGCUGCCUCCGUACAGCAGUGAGCCUCACCCAGCGCCGGCCCGCUCCCUCUCCCCGCUCGACCACUCCAACUCCAGUCAGGGACUCAAACUCAAGAAGAGUGGUUCAAAGUCACUUUCCCAGAAUUCAUCUGUGCUUCCUGAGGAGGAGGACGAGAAGUCUUGCAGUGAAUCCGAGGCCUGUCGCCACAAACUUGCCAUAGACCAGCAGGAGAACGGAUUGACUCCAGACAGCGAGAACCUGACUCUCUCGUCCUCUGGAGCCAUCGACCAGUCGUCCUGCACCGGAACCCCCCUAUCCUCCACCAUCACCUCCCCUGAAGAGGAAACAAGUCCUCGGAGCCGGAGCCCGACCGUGAUGUGUGUGUCCGUCUGUCUGUCAGACCCAGUGAGCACCAGCCUGGUCCAGUCAGUGAUGUCCAUGGCCUCGUCCCACUCGCAGCACUCCCACAUCAGCACUGACACCAUGUCCUCCAUGUCAGGGUCCUACCUGGCGGGGGCAGAAGGCGAGCCCGGGGGGGACGAGGGCGGAGACGCUGAGGGGGACGAGAACCAGGACGCCCCCAUGGAGAGCCGAGGACCGUCGCAGCAGGACGGGGAGUUUUCCCAGGAGCCAAAGGAACAAAACUACUCAGUGGCUGUGGAGGAGCAGGACUCAGAGGGGAACGAUGUCACUGAAGAGGACUGCUCCUCCCCGUCCAAUGGGAAAGGUGGGCGGAGCAGGUGUCCAGAGUUGGCCAAUAACAAUCAGGGCGUCGCCCUCUGUGACACGCCCUCUUUGGGAUUGGAUAAUGAGCAGGCUCCCGACAGCCGAUUCGCCGAUGAGGAGUCGUGCCCAGUGCACAUUGAGGACUAGGUCUGAUGUACCUCGGAGGCUACAGGCCUGUUUUGGAGCCCCCCGCCCACCACACCUCCACCAGCAACAUCAACAUGGAGGAGCAGGGGGCUGAGAACCGGGACGGCCAGAGUCCCAAACAUCCCCGCCGCGGACCACUCAUUGUGUAACACACUCUAACACAGACGGAAACACAGACUUCUCCGUCCAGUCUCAGCUUACCCUGCCAUAGUGCUGCAUUGCUGGAUAUUGUCCUGCAGGGAACCCCCCCACCCCACUAUACCAACUGUCUUGAUUGUCGCUGCUGGCACUUAAACUCCUCCCGAGCAGAAAGAGGAGGAAAGAGGAACAGAAGGGCAAAACAUGUCGUCUGUGCACUUUUAGCUCAACAUUAUUGUUUCGUUUUUGUUGUGUUUAGCCCAUUGCUAUGUUAUUAUUUAUUACCUGUAGGUCUAACCAAUGAGAGCUUUGUAUUGUGACACUAUCUCUAAAAAAUACAUGCUGCUCCUCUCCUCUCCUUUCCUCUCCUCUCUUACCAGACAAACAGUCAGGGGCUACUGUGAUCGGCAAUCUGAUUUAUUACUGAUGUACUUCUUCUUCUCUCUUAUAAACUGUAUGUUGAACAAGUGUUUGUACACUACUUUAUAAUCAGCUCACACCGGACACCUUGGCAAACUAAAACGUGCUGACUCGUCUCUUCGGAUCAGGGAGCGCCCGUCUCGGCUUCGCAUGCAACCUCUGCAGAUGUUUCUCUUUUCCCGCCAUUAUUUUCCAAACAGCCUUGGACUUGUAAGGCGGCAGAGGAGCCAGGAAAUGGCGGCCAAAAUGAACAGAAAUGGACUGAAAAUAAAGGAAAAAAACACAGAAUGUAAGACGAUGAACGUUGAUCUCUUAGAAGGGGAAAGUACAUGACAUUUAAAUUGUCAUCUCAACUGGAAUUCAACGUGAACUUUGAACCCCUGAGCUGGUUCUAUUAACACAAACACACCAACCGCGCCAAACUCUCUUUCUUCAGCUCCCUCUAAGCAUGUCAGUAUUAUCGUAGUGCAACUGGAAUCCAACAAGAACCACCAAGCAAUACCGAUGCCGGAGCUGCAUCUCAUGUGCAGUUCAAACUGGCCCGUUGCAUUCAAAUCCAGACAUUUCAAUGUGUUUAAUUCUAUGUUUAAUCUUUUUUUUUGCCAUUGGGAAGGGAUUUAUUGUGAGGAAAACAUGAUACGGUGAAUUUGAGAACCUAAACGUGAGAUUUAGGCCACACUGUUAGCUGGCAUUUUGUUCAUAUUAACAUAAUCUCUACGAGCCCCUUUCUCCUCGUUUGUGAAGCCUUUAGUUGUUUGUUUUGUAAAACUUUAAUGUAUAGCUCACAAGUUGUCGAUGUUCUCCGUUCCCGUAAUUUUAAUUUGUUGCAAAACACUGUCGUUUACUAGAAUGUGGAUGAAAACAUGUGAAAAUGUGUUAACGUUUACACACUCGCAUAACAAAUAACUGAAAAAUGGACAAUAUCAACAUUUAAUGCACUAUUAUCUGUUUCCUAGACAACACACUUUGCGGUGCAUGAGGCGAUAGUAGAGUAAGCAUGUUAGUCUAGGUCCGCCUGCACCCAUAUAGAAAACUGGAUGAUGGAUCACUGCACACACAUAAAGCCGGACCAUAUCCCUCUGCAGUGUUAUCGGUUUCAGGAGCCCUAUUCCCUCGACCCGGACUGGUAGGUCAGAAGGACUGCAUUAGUAUAUCCAAGUUGCAACCAGUCAUGUGAUCACAGAUCGAAUGUGUAGAUGAAGCCGUUCUCUGGCACCAGUCACAGUAUGAUAUCAAAGGAAUGGGUCCAAAUCUGCAAGACUCCCACUUUUCUAGAACUAUGGGUGAAAAUGUCAAAGAAAACAUCAAACGGACAAUAAAGUUUUUGCAACUAAACA
Molecule: messenger RNA, 4487 nt
Organism: Gymnodraco acuticeps
Lineage: Eukaryota; Metazoa; Chordata; Actinopteri; Perciformes; Bathydraconidae
Gene: rnf157
Product: ring finger protein 157
Exons: 20
Coding region: 550-2592 (680 amino acids)
Biological process (GO): protein ubiquitination
Cellular component (GO): cytoplasm
Molecular function (GO): ubiquitin protein ligase activity
Source: RefSeq, a predicted model, not a curated record